Messenger RNA from Suillus paluster, 781 nucleotides. RefSeq lists its product as uncharacterized. The transcript has 2 exons. Lineage: Eukaryota; Fungi; Basidiomycota; Agaricomycetes; Boletales; Suillaceae. Bases 58 to 423 code for a protein of 121 amino acids. The record is from RefSeq and is a predicted model, not a curated record.
GUUGAUGUGGCAAGUACUCAAAGGAGAUGUGCGGCACGAUGCGGUCAUGGGGCACGAAUGAAUCUCCGGUUCCUGGGCAGCCUUGGUUUCGCGUUCGCGUUGCUCGUCAGAUGUGUACGUUCAUCGGACGUUGUGACUUCCCAAACAACACUCUCCGUGGUAUCGAUGAAGCUCAGCACGGUCGCCUGGAACGGAGAGGAGAAGGUUUGGGCGAACCUAAUACCACUGGUCGUUACCGUGGGAGUUACAUUGGUAGCGGAUAUCGAUAGUCGACAACGCCUUCAUUUUCUUCGAACCUUGCUCUUCGCGUCAGCAAACAACCGUAUGCAGGAAUUCGAGGGAACAACAACAAAUUCAAAAGCAAAAUUUUCCCCGGUCGCGGACGUGAUUGGUGCUGCACUGAAAAAUAUCGUGCACAAGUGACCGUAUGUCCCUCCCCAUAUGUUAUUUUAUUUGAUGAUGUGACCAAAUUCUGAAUCUUGAAACCCCAUACGCCAAGUUCCCCAAUAUUGAUCAGUCCAUUGUCAUUAGCGCUAACAUCAAUGAGUGCCAGCAGCAGGUGGAUGGUGUUUUGCACGAGAUCUCAGGUCUAGGAAACGUGAUGAAUGGUAUAAAGAAUCGUCAUCAGCAACUCGUCGAAAAGAAGAAAAGGAUCACCCAGUCUGUGAAUUUGCAUAAGGGACUCGGUUCGGCUCUCUGGCACUUGCCAACUGAAGUCCUAUCCCACAUUUUCGUUUACUCUCCCGGAAGCCGGGUGCUUGUCUCCCGCAUCAAAGCUGGC